Molecule: messenger RNA, 730 nt
Organism: Diabrotica virgifera virgifera (western corn rootworm)
Lineage: Eukaryota; Metazoa; Arthropoda; Insecta; Coleoptera; Chrysomelidae
Product: endocuticle structural glycoprotein ABD-5-like
Exons: 3
Coding region: 187-621 (144 amino acids)
Cellular component (GO): chitin-based extracellular matrix
Molecular function (GO): structural constituent of chitin-based larval cuticle
Source: RefSeq, a predicted model, not a curated record
AUAUAUAGGACUGCCUCAAGCAAUUCAACGUUAGUUGUAAAUUGCGUCUUCAGAAGAUAACUUCGAAACAGUCCAGUGUAAAAUGCGAUACAUUGUAUGUAAAUUUAGUGAAAGAAAGUCAGUGACGUGCUUGAGAUUAAUGCAAUAAGUCAUUAGUCUACUACGAUGCCAAUCAGAUAAAGAAGAAUGAUUGAAAGAGUAGUGGUGAUCGUUGUGGCCUCAGUUCUCUUGUGUGUGCAGUGUCGACCUACCGGAGAUGCCCGAAUUGUGAAAUAUACGAAUGAAUUAACGGACAAAGGAUAUAAUUUUGAGUAUGAAACUAGUGAUGGAAUUAAGCGCCAAGAAACUGGAUCAUACCAACCUAUCAACAAAGAAGACGGCAUACUAAAAGUAAAUGGACAGUUUGAAUACCCAUCACCAGACGGAUACAAGGUGUCUGUAGUUUUCGUCUCAGAUGAAAAAGGUUAUCGUCCCAAAGUUUCAUUUUCCAGCGGCCCUCCUUUGCUAGGUGGAAUACCUGAAGGUGCUUUCAUAGUAUUCGACAACAGAAUCAACCCUGGAGAAAAGUCAAUAUCCUCUUCAGCUAUCGCGUCUUUGGCCGGUGGAGGGUUGGGGAAAUAAUUUUAAUUUAUCAUGUCGAUAAUAUCUAGAAGUAUGUUUUAUAAUAAAAUGACUUUUACUUUAUUAAGUAAAUAAUAGCUUAAUAAAAAUUUACCUUAAUUUAAUUAAA